UUUUAUACUGAUAAGUGGUUAAAGCUCAUCCACCAAAUCGUUAGGCUAGCACUGUGUAAGUUAGCCACUGCAGUGUGUACGUUAGCCACUGCGUCGGUUAGCUACACCAUUGCGUAUGUUAGCCACUGCGUCGGCUAGCUACACCAUUGUGUAGGUUAGCCACAAGAGCACUGCCAAUACACUUCAAAUACGAGCUACAGCAAAAUCAGUUGUCACAUUUGGAUUUGAUGUUCACUUGUCUUAUUAGAGUGCUGUCAAAAUGGCUGUUCCCUGUGUUGUUGAUGCUAAAUAUGUUGAGAUUCAAAAUGUUAAAGUGUUUAAGCAUUUUGCUAUUAUUUGUCCUGAGAAAGGCAAGAGUAUGUUCGCGACAGUUUUCCAUCCAUCUAAGAAAUACAUUGUUGAAGAAUAUGGAUUACGUAAUGUGAACAAGGGUGUUAUAUUUGGCAUGCAAUUGUCAGAAAAUAUCCGCAGCCUGCGUAAUACGAUCGAUACCUGGUACUCUGUUAUGUUUGACGAUUUCGGUGACGAACACGAUUGUGGCCUUCCUCAUUGUAAGGGCGAGCGUCAGUACGAUGUGCAGUUUUAUGCAAAGGGUGCAGACAAGUGUGCCGUCCUAGCCAGCAUUCUGAAGCCAGCGACCGUUCUCAACCUGGACGAUUUGAAGUGUCCAUCGUUUUGCCAGCUGUCCAGUGAACGUCCAGACAAGUGGAAUAAGCCUGUUGCGUACGCCAGAUGGUUGGAGGGGUACCUGAACCAGAAGACCUGCACGACCUGCAUGAGAGAGCGACCGGAUACCAAGAAAGAGCUGACCCAAGAUGAAUGCGAAUGCGGAACCGUCCACUGGAUCGACUGUCAAGGUGACCAAUGUUGUGGCGACUGCGGAGCUAAACUGCAUCUUGGACCUCGCUCAGUUGGAGAAGACACUGUCGAUGGCCCAGUACCUACCGCAUAGAUUUUCCGGUUUACUCCUCCGGACACUGCAUCCCAUUAAAGGUCACUGUCAACUAUAUGCUAAUGGCCGGAUUACAGUCAACGGCGGCACAUCUAGACGGGAGUCCUGCGCUCUCUUGCAUUAUUUUACUAGUGUAUUACGUCAGUAUGGUUAUCGCUGUAUGGUUACAAAUUAUCGUAUUGUUAAUGUAAUUGGUUCCUUUAACUUUGGUCAGAAGUUAAAUCUGGAAAGUAUUAGUAAUCGCCUGCAGUUAUCCUAUACUCCUGAAUUAUUUACUGGUUUGCCUAUUCGCUUAUCCGCAUG
Molecule: messenger RNA, 1255 nt
Organism: Paramacrobiotus metropolitanus
Lineage: Eukaryota; Metazoa; Tardigrada; Eutardigrada; Parachela; Macrobiotidae
Exons: 2
Coding region: 260-952 (230 amino acids)
Source: RefSeq, a predicted model, not a curated record